AGGCUGAGCUUAAACAUCAUCCCAUUCGGUCACUGGUUUUCUUGGUGACUUUUUGUAACCUUUAGGCUACAUGGUAUCAGUCAGCACUAGCCUUGUGGCCAAGUCGUGGACAACCCUUAUGAAGAUUUUUUUAAACAGUAUGCAAUUAGAAAAUGGUAAUUUGUGGUGUUCUAUGAGGUGAAUUCUAACCGCAGCGUCUUCUCCACUUGCCUGAACACAGGGUUAGUAAACUGUGUCCACCACGCAGCCAAGCCUUCCCAUAAUAACAUUACUGACGUCACCAAGCCAUCGCUCCCGUAGGAGAUACAGCUGCAAAACUGCGAGAGAGAGGGGUGAUUGAAGGGAAUUGCAAAGCGGCGGCGGUGGUGGCGGCAGCCAUCUUAGAUCCAUCGCGCUUAUCGAGCAUUUAUAUUUGUAUUUUCUUAUUUUGUGUGAGAAAUUGUUUUGUUACAGCUACAACUCGAGUUUUAUUUUGUUUUGGUUCGUUCAAAAAGCAGCAUGUAUUUCCGACGGAAUAAAAUACCAGCAUCCAUUGUCGGACUGGUCCUUGGACUAUUAUGUUCGGUUCAUACAGCUAAAGUUAAUAAACACAAACCCUGGAUCGAGACGACGUAUCACGGCAUCGUAACGGAAAACGAUGACAAAGUGCUCCUGGACCCGCCGCUGAUCGCCCUGGACAAAGACGCACCCCUGCAGUACGCGGACAGUUUUGAGGUGACCCUCACCAAAGAAGGUGAAAUAUGCGGCUUCAGGAUUCACGGGCAGAACGUGCCGUUCGAGGCGGUGGUGCUGGACAAGUCCACGGGCGAGGGCGUGAUUCGGGCCAAGGACCGGCUGGACUGCGAGCUGCAGAAGGAGCACACCUUCACCAUCCAGGCCUACGACUGCGGGGAGGGCCCCGAUGGAGAGAACAUGAAGAAGUCCCACAAGGCCACGGUCCACAUCCAGGUGAACGACGUGAACGAGUACUCGCCGGUGUUCAAAGAGAAGUCGUACAAGGCGACGGUCGUGGAGGGGAAGCGCUACGACAGCAUCCUGAAGGUGGAGGCCGUGGACGCCGACUGCUCCUUCCAGUUCAGCCAGAUCUGCAGCUACGAGAUCGUCACCCCCGACGUCCCCUUCACCAUCGACAAGGACGGCUACAUCAAGAACACGGAGAAACUGAACUACAGCAAGGAGCGCAUGUACAAGCUGACGGUCACGGCGUACGACUGUGGGACGAACCGGGCCUCCGAGGACAUCCUGGUCAAGAUCAGCAUCAAGCCCACCUGCAAACCUGGCUGGCAAGGGUGGAGUAAGCGAAUGGAGUACGAGCCCGGCACGGGAAGCCUGGCCCUUUUUCCCAGCAUGCACCUGGAGACCUGCGACGAACCGAUCACGUCCAUCCAGGCCACCGUCCAGCUGGAGACCAGCCACAUCGGAAAGGGCUGCGACAGGGACACGUACUCUGAGAAGUCCCUGCACAGGCUGUGCGGUGCCAGCGGGGGCGCUGUGGAGCUGCUGCCGGCGCCCAGCGGCUCUGCCAACUGGACGGCGGGUCUGCCCACGGACAACGGGCACGACAGCGACCAGGUGUUCGAGCUGAACGGCACGCAGGCGGUGCGGGUGCCCGAGGGCGUGGUGCGGACCGGCCCGGGCGAGCCCUUCACCGUGUCCGUGUGGAUGAGGCACGGCCCCGGCGCCCACCACAAGGAGGCGGUGCUGUGCAGCUCCGACAGGACGGGGAUGAAUCGGCACCAUUACUCUCUCUACGUGCACAACUGUCGCCUGGUGUUCCUGCUGCGCCAGGACCCGGCCGACUCGGAGAGCUACAAACCCGCCGAGUUCCACUGGAAGCUGGACCAGGUCUGUGACAAAGAGUGGCACCACUACGUGCUGAACGUGGCGUCCCCGACGGUGGCGCUGUUCGUGGACGGCGUCACCUACGAGCCCUUCCUGGUGACCGAGGACUACCCCCUGCACGGCUCCAACGCGGAGACCCAGCUCACUAUCGGCGCCUGCUGGCAAGACGAUUCAGGACAUGACAAUGACAAUGAGACAGUCUCUGAAAGUGUGACAGGGGGCAGCGCGCACAUGUCGCAGUUCUUCCGGGGGAACCUGGCGGGCCUCAUGAUCCGCUCGGGGAAGCUGGAGACCAAGGAGGUGAUCGACUGCCUGUACACCUGCAAGGAGGGGCUGGACGUGCAGCUGCCGCAGGAAGUGGCCACGGCUGUGAAGGUGCAGUUCAGUCCCAGCCAGUCCUCUCUCACGCUGGAGGGGGACGACAUCGAGAGCUUCGACAAGGUCAUGCAGCACAUCUCCUACCUCAACUCGCGGCAGUUCCCCACGCCCGGAAUCCGCCACCUCCGCGUCACCACCACCGUCAAGUGCUUCAAUGAGGAGACGUGCAUCUCGGUGCCGGACGCGGAGGGGUACGUGAUGGUCCUGCAGCCGGAGGAGCCCAAAAUCAGCCUGAGCGGCAUCGACCACUUCGCCCGCGCCGCCCCCGAGUUCCAGAGCGCCGAGGGCGUGACCCUGUUCCCCGAGCUGCGCAUCGUCAGCACCAUCACCCGCGAGGUGGAGGCCGAGGGCGAGGGCGAGGACGACCCCACAGUGCAAGAGUCGGUGGUGUCGGAGGAGAUCAUGCACAACCUGGACGCGUGCGAGGUGACGGCUCUGGGCGAGGAGCUGGACGGCGAGCAGGAGAGCCUGGAGCUGGACCCGUCCCAGGCCCAGCAGCACACGCUGGAGAUGAGCUCGUCCAGCGCGGGCCUGGUGCUCUCAGGUGUUAACACCAUGGCCAGCUACGAGCAGGUGCUGCAGCUGGUGCGCUACAGGAACUGGCACCCGGAGGCCCUCUUCGACAGGAAGUUCAAGCUGGUCUGCUCCGAGCUCAGCGGGCGCUACAUCAGCAACGACUUCAAGGUGGAGGUGAACGUGAUCCACACUGCCAAUCCCGUGGAGCACGCCAACAACGCCAUGAUGGAGCCGCAGUUCACCAACCCCAUGCAGCAUGCGUCGGUGGACCUGACGGGACACAACCUGCUCAACGCACACCAGGCCUCAGUGGUGCCCAGCGCUGCCACCAUCGUCAUCGUGGUGUGCGUCAGCUUCCUGGUGUUCAUGAUCGUCCUGGGCGUGUUCCGCAUCCGCUCGGCCCACCAGCACACCAUGAGGGACCAGGAGAGCGGCAAGGAGAACGAGAUGGACUGGGACGACUCCGCCCUCACCAUCACCGUCAACCCCAUGGAGACAUAUGAAGACCAGCACAGCAGUGAGGAUGAUGAGGAGGAAGAGGAGGAGAGCGAGGAUGGCGAAGAGGAAGAUGACAUCACCAGCGCAGAGUCGGAGAGCAGCGAGGAUGAGGAGGGUGGUGAGCCCGAGGACCAGCAGGCGGCCAACAGACAGCAGCAGCUGGAGUGGGACGACUCCACCCUCACCUACUGACCCCGCCCCUCUCUCACGUGCACACACACACACACAAACACACACACAGGCCCAUGCGUUCACACACACACACAGGCACUCACACAGGCGCACACACACACAAACACACACACACAGGCAAACACACAGGCUCACACACAAACACACACACAGGCACAUGCGUUCACACACGCACGCGCGCGCACACACACACACACACAGAGCACCGUUGGAGCAUUCCAUCUCCCUCCUACCGUUUCCUUCCUCUGCACCCGUGGUGUACGACAGAAAAAGGAUAAUGAUCCUUAAAGUAAAACACAAAUCCUGUCUUUGGCUCAAUAUGCUGCUUCAGCUUAACUUCUAUUGGUCAAGGUUUCCCUGAGUCGUACAGUUCAAUAUUCACACAGUAGGGCAAGCACAGGAUUCGAUUUCAAAUGUAUUUAUUAUUAUUGUUUUUUUUUUUUUUUUGGGGAGACGCCCAAGAUUUGUGUAUGUUUUUGGCUCUGUUGGGAAACACUUGCACUUUUUUUUAUUUUCCAGCUGUAACCGAUCCAACCUGAGGUUUUUAUGUAUAUAACAUGCAGAUGAAAUUCCGAUUUUCUCAGCAGACAAAGAUGAAAAGACGCUCUUUGGCUUUUUCUCCGUUUUGUUUGUUUUGGCUAGAGAGACACAGCCCUUCAGGCUGAUUGCUUUCCCUUUUUUUGUUUUCCCCUCCUUUUUUAGUGCAUGAGUUAAAACUUGCAAAGGUCAUGCGUGUAGAGGAAUAAAUUACUUUUUAAUAUUUUGUAAAUAUGAGAGAAAUUACGUUAUUAGUGAAUGUGGUAGUAAAGACCAAGCCUAGAAAAAAUGGGUCCAGCAUAUGAAAACGAAGAAUGCGGAACACACUCGAAUAUUUGCGUUUCAAAGGCUGUAGCAUGUUUGGAGACAGGCUAACCUCUUCUGCCGUGCUUGUGUAAAACGUCUGCUUCGGAGGAGAGGAACUGAGGUUUCGGUGAACCUUUUUCAUUCGAUGCUUUUAUUUGGGGAAGGGGUUAUUCGGGAAGGGGACAGGGGGUGUGGUGGCUGGUGGCUGGUGAAGUGUCAUGGCUCCAUGGGCUGUGCUUUGCUGGGCUUGCACAAGUAUAAAUGACUUAGGCAAACGUAAGGCUUUGCUCUGUAUCAUUUCCAACAUAAUUCUCUAUUUGGCCAGUGGGGGGUUUUUUGGGCUUUGAGAACAGUAACCCUUGGGUGAUUUAGGAGCUUGUUAUUUAUGGAGGUUUUGCUGUGUUAAGCGUUUCAGCAUGGUAGUUUUUUUUUUUUUUACUCCUGUAGUGCAUAGAUGACUCAUGGGAAUCCAACACAAUCACUUCACUUCUCUUCACAAGACAGUGUGAAUUGCGGUCACCUGCCACGUUUGAAACUUUAACAAAAUCAAAUCAAACCAAACGAUGAGAACAGACUACUGAAGGAGGAGCUGGGCUUUGCAGGUAGUUGGUGCUUCACAGUGGCGCGAUAAAAUAAGCUCGGUUGCUGCCAUUCUUUGAGAUCGGUGAGGCAAGAACAUUUUCAGUAACUCCACUGCAGAAGUCAAUACUCGAGCAAGGUUGUCAGAUCACAAGAUUUGUUUUGUCUAGAAAGGAGCAUGUAUAAGAUUAAUUUUCUGAAGUGUUUCCAUGUUAUAUUAAAAUCAUUCUUAUGACACCUUUUUUCUUAAAGGUUUUUUUCCAAGUUUUUUUUUUGUGUAGUGAAGCGAUCGUGGUGAUAAAAUAAACGUGCAUGCAAUUUCUUUUUUAAAAAUGCUUAAGAAAAUCAGCCAUAUACAUUCUAAAUUCAAUCUUGGGUCUCAUUAAAACUAUGAAUACUUCUGCAGUUUACCUCUAGAUUGUAUUGUACUGUACAUGAAACUGUAGAGUUUUAUUAAGAUUUGUUUACAUUUGGUAAACUUGUUUUUCUCCUGGUUAAGAUAGUGGCAAUGAAUUGGUAAGAAAUGGUCUAUAUUUCCCAAAAAGAAGUUGCCGGUCACCCUUUCAUUUGUUAUCUGAAACUUGGAUUGAGUGGCAUUAUUUCCUCACAAAAAUAACCGUAGAAUUCCCAGGUCUUGUGGACGUCUGAAUGAAUGAGUCUUCAGCUUCUUCACGUCAGGUUUGCUGACUUAUGUGAAGGCAUGAGGAAGGAUUAUACAGCCAAUGAGGGGUAAACACGACCUGAGAAACCUCAGAUAUUAAAGGUACACAUUUACAUGAAAGUGAAAAUAUCGUAGGCUUGACCAUAGAGAUAUUUUAUUCUUGGGGAUGUUUAAAGUACAAACUGACUCAAAUUAAAAUGAUUUUUUUUAGUGUUUAUUACUGUAUGUUAGGCAGUUUUUAUGAGACUUUAAUAUAGAGUUGAGGGUCUGGUAAAGCAGUGACUUUGUGUCACCCAAACACUCCAGUGAAAUGCAAAUAAUAAUAAUAAUGACAGAAAUGAAUUGUUGCAAAGUUUGGCCGGCGAUUUCCCCUUCAAUUUGAAUGGGGCCCGUAGGGAGGCCCAGACUCCAUGAGUGGCAGUUGGGAGUGCCUUUUGCCGAUCUCAGCACAUUUUAACACAACUAACAGAACACUUGCCCAUGUGGUUUCAGCUGCGGAAAACCUAUUUUUUAAUUAUGAAAAUGCUAGAUUUUCCCUCCAGUGCGGGGGAUCGAUUUUAUUUCGGUUUUGUUGUAAUGAUCAUUCUGGAAAAAAAAUUGCUAGUUUUAAUAAAAAGUGAAAGUUGAAAUUGUCUUACAUAGAUGUAUUGUGUUCAUGUUGAUGUAUAGAUGGUAGAUCUUUCCAUAUGAUAUCAUCUGUAGAUAUGUUGUCAAGUUUGCAAAAAAAAAAAAAAAAAAAAACUACUUCUGAAAGGCUGUACAUUGUUAAAAUUGCUAUAUGAAGCCAGUGUGGAUUUGAGCUAAUUGUAUGGUCAGAAGUUGGUCUGAAUAAUUUGUUAAAUUUUUUAGGUGCAUUGCUUCAUGCACUGAGGUGAAAGAGGCUUGUGUGGAUGUAUAAGAGCCAGUGGACAUAUCCCCAUUCCUUCUCGCACAAUCUCCAUAUAAUUCAUUCACUGAAAAUAUUUGUCAUUUAAUAUCUCAUUUUUGAGGACUUUGUGACCGGCUGUUGUGAAGUUUACAGACGCUUAGACAGUUCCAUUACUGGAUCCAGUAGUGUCAUUCCAUUCGAAAACCUGGCAGACACAGAAUGUUAUAAUGCAAAUAUUUUCAUAAGCAAUUGAUUACAAAUAUGCAUCUGUUUACCAGAUACUAAAUUGCGCUGCUUUUUAAAAAGUGCUUACUUUUGAUGUAGAUCUCCAAUCUUGAAUCUGCAUGUUGAUAAUACUCAGACUCGUGAGUUCUUGUGGUAAAAUAGUUGUGACCUUAUGUGUCCAUAUAUUAUGAGUCCGGUUCUCAUCGCAUACACUCAUUGAGGUUAGGGGAAUCUCGUCUUUUGCGCGGUCGGAUACCUACUCAGUGUAAAUUCUGUGGCAUUGUGCGGCAGAACUCGGAGGGGGGUUGUAGCUCUUUAAAUAUUGUGAACCAGUCUGUAAAUAUACUGCUGAUUCUCAGAUAAUGUUGUUCUACACUAUCCUUACAACUGUCCGUUUCGCCAUUCGAAAUGUCCGUGUUCACCAUUUUGUUUUAUUUAAUUUGUUUUUUUGCUGUUAAAAGUGAAAGGAACGGUGGUCUGAGGGCUGCUGAAAGCCGCCUUUGUGAUUGUUUGGGGCGGUACUCGCUUUUUCGUCUUAGCUUGUGGCUAAGUUGGUGCUCGCUCUCGAACAAAAUAAAGGACGAAGAGUUGGAAUAAAAAAAAGAAAGUCGA
Anguilla anguilla (European eel) is the source of this 7214-nucleotide messenger RNA. RefSeq names its product calsyntenin-1-like. Gene Ontology annotation, molecular function: X11-like protein binding; amyloid-beta binding; kinesin binding. The transcript is spliced from 19 exons. Gene Ontology annotation, biological process: positive regulation of synapse assembly; positive regulation of synaptic transmission; homophilic cell-cell adhesion. Lineage: Eukaryota; Metazoa; Chordata; Actinopteri; Anguilliformes; Anguillidae. Gene Ontology annotation, cellular component: postsynaptic membrane; cell surface. The coding region runs from base 499 to 3426 and encodes 975 amino acids. The record is from RefSeq and is a predicted model, not a curated record.